Brassica napus (rape) is the source of this 1267-nucleotide messenger RNA. Its product is annotated as U11/U12 small nuclear ribonucleoprotein 35 kDa protein. NCBI's taxonomy places the organism in Eukaryota, Viridiplantae, Streptophyta, Magnoliopsida, Brassicales, Brassicaceae. Gene Ontology annotation, molecular function: mRNA binding; snRNA binding. The transcript has 8 exons. Gene Ontology annotation, cellular component: U12-type spliceosomal complex; precatalytic spliceosome. The coding region runs from base 78 to 1043 and encodes 321 amino acids. Gene Ontology annotation, biological process: mRNA splicing, via spliceosome. The record is from RefSeq and is a predicted model, not a curated record.
GCAACAGUCCUUAAACGACAGCGUUUACGUCCUUAGUGUAUUAAACUGGCCGGAGUCGCCGUGAUAGAGUAGAGAAGAUGAGCGGCGGAGGAAACAACGUCGUGAACAAAGUGUUCUACGCGACGUCGUAUCAUCCUAUCCAAGCCGGAAGUAUAGACGGAACCGACGUUGCGCCGCAUGAUAACGGCGUCCGUCGAGCUCUCCUCUGUUACAACGCCGGUCUAUAUGAUCCCUUUGGCGAUUCGAAAGCUGCCGGAGAUCCUUACUGUACCUUAUUCGUGGGUCGAAUCUCUCAUCUUACUACAGAGGAUACUCUUCGUGAGGCUAUGAGUAAACAUGGCAAAGUUAAGAGCUUGCGUUUGGUCAGACACAUUGUGACGGGUGCAUCACGAGGAUAUGCUUUUGUGGAGUAUGAGACUGAAAAGGAGAUGCGUCGUGCUUACGAGGAUGCUCAUCAUUCGUUCAUUGAUGGUAGAGAGAUUAUUGUUGAUUAUAAUAGGCAGCAACUGAUGCCUGGAUGGAUACCAAGACGAUUAGGAGGGGGACUUGGUGGUAGGAAAGAGUCUGGACAACUUCGUUUUGGAGGACGAGAAAGACCAUUCCGUGCUCCCUUGCGGCCAAUCCCUCAUGAAGAUUUGAAGAAGCUUGGGAUUCAGCUUCCACCAGAGGGAAGAUACAUGUCACGUACCCAGAUACCAUCACCACCGAGGAGAAAAGGGAGUGUGUCCGAUAGAGAGGAAGGAUAUUAUAGGGAAGAAGAGAGGAGCCCUGUCAAGAGAGAAGGGUCUUAUCACGGUCACAGGGAAAGCGAGAGGGCUCAUAGAAGACACAACAAAGACAAAGAGGAGCGUUCCAGAGUAGAGUCUCGGUCUGACAGAAAAGAGAGGUCACGAGGGAGAGAAGAUCGAUAUGGUGAUAAGGAAGAUGUUUCUGGCAGCAGAAGAUCAAACCAUGGAGAAGAACGUCCUCACAAACGUCAUAAACACAGGCGUCUCCGUCAUCAUAGGAGGUCUUCUAGCCGGGAUCAUCAUUCUUCUGAUUGAAUCUCUUAAGUUUCUGUGAGAGAUUCCACCUAGUGUCCCGAGAAUCUUCAAACCGCAUGAUAGUUUGUAGUAUAAUUUGACAAUGGAACAUGUUGUUCGUGGGGCUAGUUUCUGUAUUUAAUAAACCAUCAAAACACAAGAGACUAAUGACUUCGGGGACACCAUAAAGUUCUCAGUGCUAUGAUACGAAAAACAUAGUUGUAGUUAUUUUUCUUUUCUUUUCA